AUGACAACCACGCAAGUCAUCGCCGAAAACGCCCACCUCGCCGGCGCCCGCAACAGUCUCCGCAAGGAGGACUGCAUGAAGCUCUACGAGGAAUGGGCCGCCUCCUACAACAGCGACCUCGCCGACGCCUCCCAGAACUACGUGGCCCCUAUCCUCGUCGCCCAGGCCGCCGUCAAGUCCAACAACCGCGCCAAGGCCACCGUCCUGGACGCCGGCUGCGGCACCGGCCUCGUCGGCGAGGCCCUCGCCAAGAGCGGAACCAUGACCAUCGACGGCGCGGACCUGUCGCCCGCCAUGCUCAAGAUCGCCGAGGACACCGGCGUCUACCGUAACCUCAUGCUGUGCGACUUGACCCAGCCCAUCGACCGGCCCGACGAUACCUAUGACAUUGUGACGUGCUGCGGCACCUUCACGCGCGGCCAUGUCGGGCCGGACCCGGCGCUGCGCGAGUUCAUCCGGGUCACGAAGAAGGCGGGGAUUAUUGUCGCGACGGUGCUGGAGGAGAUUUGGGUCUCGGGCGGGUACAAGGCUGAGGUCGAGAAGAUCGAGAAGGAGGGCCUGGCGCGAGUGGUUAGUAUGGAGCUCAAAGACUACAGAAAGGGCGCGGGCGACAAAGCUACGUUGAUGGUUCUGGAGAAGACAGGUUCCGCUUGA
This is a messenger RNA of Aspergillus terreus NIH2624, 654 nucleotides long. RefSeq names its product class I SAM-dependent DNA methyltransferase. Bases 1 to 654 code for a protein of 217 amino acids. The record is from RefSeq and is a predicted model, not a curated record. Lineage: Eukaryota; Fungi; Ascomycota; Eurotiomycetes; Eurotiales; Aspergillaceae. The transcript has a single exon.